AUGAUCCUGACUCGGUUCGCGACAGGCUUCUUGCUGCUCCCAGCUAGCUGGGCCGCAACCAUUGAUCGCCGUCAAGCUUCGCCAAGCCUGAAUACAUUGUUCCAGAAUGCGGGCAAGAAGUUCUGGGGUCAGUGUGCUGACCAGGGCCGCUUGACAGAGAAUUCCCAAAAUCCCGCCAUCUAUGAAGCCGACUUUGGCCAAGUCACACCAGAAAACAGCAUGAAAUGGGAUGCAACCGAACUCUGGCACUCCCAGCUCCCCAGCUGGGUAUGUCAAAUAACUGAUAAGACGGCACUCACCAAUGCAAUGACCAACCAUAUCACCACGGUUGUAAAUCGGUACAAGGGUAAAGUAUAUGCUUGGGACGUCGUGAAUGAGCCUUUCAAUGAAGAUGGAAGCUUGCGUCAGGAUUGCUUCUACAAUGUUAUUGGCCCUGACUACAUUAGUAUAGCCUUUAAGGCAGCCCGCGCAGCCGAUCCAAACGCGAAACUCUACGUAAAUGACUAUAAUCUUGACUCUGCAACAUAUUCUAAGACCAUUGGAGUGGUCGCUCAAGUGAAGCAGUGGAUAGCCCAGGGAAGUCUCCACACAAACUCGGUGAAUGCUACAAACAUCCUGACUCUUGUGAACCAGGUUGCCCAAGCUUGCUUGAAUGUGCCGAAGUGCGUCGCUAUCACGUCGUGGGGGGCAUCAGACAAGGAUUCUUGGCGCGCCAGCGACACGCCUGACCUUUUUGAUACCAACUACAGUGCUAAACCGGCAUACUAUUCUGUAGCAAGCCUUGUCAGCGGCUUUCAUACCACCACAUCUAGCGGCACUUCGACUUCCACUACUUCUACUGCUACGACCACUAAGUCCACUACUACGACCACUACUUCUACUACUACGACCACUACGGCGAGUUCUUCUACACAAACUCAUUGGGGACAGUGCGGGGGCAUUGGCUGGACUGGAGCAACUGCGUGCCAGUCCCCAUACACCUGCCAAGCGCAGAAUGCGUACUAUUCUCAAUGCCUUUAG
Penicillium riverlandense is the source of this 1020-nucleotide messenger RNA. RefSeq lists its product as uncharacterized. Gene Ontology annotation, cellular component: extracellular region. The transcript has 6 exons. Gene Ontology annotation, molecular function: cellulose binding; hydrolase activity, hydrolyzing O-glycosyl compounds. The record is from RefSeq and is a predicted model, not a curated record. Gene Ontology annotation, biological process: carbohydrate metabolic process. Lineage: Eukaryota; Fungi; Ascomycota; Eurotiomycetes; Eurotiales; Aspergillaceae. Bases 1 to 1020 code for a protein of 339 amino acids.